ACUGUAGGUGUUUCCUGUUCUGGCAAGACAGCUAAACAACCAGAACAUCAUAUUUAGAACAGUAUCUCCGGUCUCGGUGUUUAUAUAUCUUCCCGUUUCCGCUCCUUUUUCUUCGUGAAACGAAUCGAGCGGAGGAAAUUAAAAAAAGGAAUUAAAGCCAGCUAAAAAGAAAGAAAAAAUAGGAGGAGGAGCUCCGAGAGCUAUAAAACGAGAGAUGAAGGCGGAGAAAGGGGAUGAGGCGCCUCCGUGAUCUCACCAUGUCGGCUUCCAGAUCCUAGGUGCGCGAGAAGAGAGGUGGACUUUGAAACUUUCGGACGUGGGGUUGGCUUUCGAGCUUGGAUGGGCUGAUCAGGCAUUAGAGAAAUCCGAUUGGGAGGAGGAAUGGAGUCGGAUCUUGGGAAGCUUUUCGUCGGGGGGAUUUCGUGGGAUACCAAUGAGGAUCGCCUUCGGGAAUAUUUUGAGAAUUUUGGAGAGGUUGUGGAGGCGGUGAUCAUGAAGGACCGGACAACAGGCCGUAAGAGGGGUUUCGGUUUUGUGGUAUUCGCGGACCCUGCUGUUGCAGAGAGGGUUCUUCUGGAGAAGCAUCAAAUUGAUGGCAGGAUGGUUGAAGCCAAGAAAGCUAUUCCUAGGGAUGAUCAGCACAUAUUACUCAAUAGAAACAACAGCAGCCUCCCAGGUUCACCUGUUCCUAGCCGUACCAAAAAAAUAUUUGUGGGAGGUCUUGCCUCCACUGUAACAGAAGCAGAAUUCAGGAAAUAUUUUGAACAAUUUGGGACCAUCACAGAUGUUGUUGUAAUGUAUGAUCACAACACUCAAAGGCCAAGAGGGUUUGGUUUCAUAACUUUUGAUUCAGAAGAUACUGUCGAUAAAGUUCUGCACAAAACCUUUCAUGAACUCAAUGGAAAGAUGGUGGAGGUCAAGAGAGCUGUCCCGAAAGAGCAGUCUCCAGGGCCUUCCAUGAGGCUUCCAGUAGGAAGACAUAACUAUGGUUUGAAUAGCUUCAACAAUUUUCACAAUGGAUAUAGUCAGGGCUACACCCCGAGCUCUAUCAGCAGCUAUGGUAUGAGAAUGGAUGGUAGAUUUGGACCAUUGAUGGGUGGUCGGAAGGGGCUCCCUUCUUUUGGUACUGGUUAUGGAAUUGGAAUGAAUUUCGAGCCCGGUGUGAGGCCGAGUUAUGGCGAAAACUUAAAUUUGAGUACCAGACGGACCGUAAGACCAUUUUACAGUGAAAAUGCGGCCCGAUUUACUAGUCCUAUUGGGUAUGGUGCAGGUAGUGGUAAUCUUGCCUUAUCAGUUGGUUCAGCAUCUCGCACUAUAUGGGACAAUGGUGUCCUUGACUUUAAUACUAAUCCUGCAAGAGCAAAUUCCUUCUCAACCUCUGGCAUUGGGAACAUUGCUGGUUCUGGCAACGAUAGCAUCAAUUGGUUGGGUUUAUCUUCCCCUCUUGUGGGUCAUGCUACGGGCGGCAGUUCAGACUUUACUACUGGAAAUUUGGGCUAUGGGACUGGGGAUAAUAUUCUUGGUUUGUUUAGUGGUGGUUAUGGAAGGAGUAAUGAUAUUGGUUCUCUCAAUACUUCAUUUACAACUACAAGAAAUAUCUAUGAAGGUAGUUAUAGUGAUUCAUAUGGUGGUAGUUCAAUUUAUGGAGAUCCAACUUGGCACUCUGCAACGAAUGAACUCGAUGGAUUGAGUUCAUUUCGUUAUGGGCUUGGCGCUACAACUUCGAAUGUAAUAUCCAAGGGUUCAAUAGAUUACAUAAGUGGUUAUGAUGAUAUUACGAAUAAGCAGAUCAUUAGAGAGGAAUGACACUUGCGUUCAUGUUUCCAUGUUUAUUUGGAUGUCCUCAUGGUGAUCAGGCAGAACUGGUGUGAAAAUGAAUUGUUGGUUAGGAAGUUGCCAUUGCUUCGUUUUCAGAUCUUAUGGCAUUCUAUGAGUCCAAUGGAUACAGGUGCAUGACUCUGAAUUUUGCUUAUAAAAUUAUAUAAAGCGGUUUGUUAAUUAUUUAGAGCUAACAAGAGCUUUGGUUUCUUAAAAAGUCAGAUUAAAGUUUUCUGCAAAAAAAA
Phalaenopsis equestris is the source of this 2063-nucleotide messenger RNA. Its product is annotated as heterogeneous nuclear ribonucleoprotein 1-like. NCBI's taxonomy places the organism in Eukaryota, Viridiplantae, Streptophyta, Magnoliopsida, Asparagales, Orchidaceae. The record is from RefSeq and is a predicted model, not a curated record. The transcript is spliced from 6 exons. Bases 382 to 1806 code for a protein of 474 amino acids. Gene Ontology annotation, molecular function: RNA binding.